UUUCGGGAAAGGGACGUUACUGUCUGGAAGGUUUAGCUAGAACAGAGGUGGACGACGUCUCGGUUUAAGCUGCCAAAUAUCAAGAAAUUCCGUGGAUUUAAGCCAGUAUAUCUUUCCAGUUGGAUACUGUGUAUUUUUCUUGGGGACUUUUGGAAUAAAACAGCCACCAAGCGAUUCUUAAAAUCUCCCCAGCGAGGAACUCCAACUUGAUUGAAGUCUAAUGUACUAAACGAAACGGAAGUAAUUUGCCAGCUGCCUGGCUAAAGCUUCGAGUGUCUGAAUGCCAACUCUGUGGGUUAUGGAGUGGAGCAGGCUACUCUGUGGGAAGAUGAGGAGGUCCAGUAGGAAGGCUCAACUCUCCCCCUGUCCUACUUCCACUUGGGGCCUGGAGAUCCACUUUUACACACCCGAAGUUCACCAGCUGGAGUACCUCCAUGGCUGCUACACUGCAGAGGAGCUCUGUGUGGAUGCUGCCAAGAAAUGCUCAAUCUCUCCCUUGUGCCAUAACUUAUUUGCCCUGUACAAUGAGUCAACAGGCAAGUGGUACCCCCCCAACUAUGAGUUCAAGAUCACAGAUGAAACAAGUCUCAAGGUGCACUAUCGCAUGAGGUUUUAUUUCAGAAACUGGCAUGGAACCACUGAAGGAGAGUCUCCAGUUUGGAGACAUUGCAUCAGCAAACUCAGAGGAGGACUUAGCCCACAGAGAACACCCGAGGGGACGCCCCUUUUGGACGCUGCCUCUCUUGACUACCUGUUUUCCCAGGGCCAGCAUGACUUUCAGAAAGGAGUGGUUCCACUACGGAUGUCCCAUUCGGAGGCAGAGCAACAUGAGAUAGAAAAUGAAUGUUUGGGCAUGGCCGUGCUUGCUAUCACUCACUAUACCACCAACUUAGAGAUGCCAGCUUCCCAUGAAAUCAGCUACAAACGUUUCAUCCCAGAGUCGCUGAACCGCAACAUUAAGCAGCGCAACGUUCUGACACGCAUCCGCAUUAACAACGUCUUUAAGAAAUUCCUCACUGAAUUCAACCGUCGCACAGUCAAGGAUAGCAACAUCACGCCGUACGACCUGAAGAUCAAGUACCUGGCCACACUGGAGGGCCUGACCAGUGGACUGGGCAGUGAGCUGUUUGAGCCCAUCUCCCUCAGUGUAACACAGGAAAGAGAGCUUUGCAAUGGGAAUUAUUAUGGAUCCUACAACCAGAGCCAAGGGCAGAGCCAGAGUCAGAACAUGGAAACAAGCCACGACAUGCAGGUCCUGGUUACUGGCACUACUGGCAUUUCCUGGAGGAAGAAGCUUGCUACACUGCCCUUAAUCUCCAAAGAGAAGCACAAGUCGAAGAAGAAGAAGAAGCAGGAAGGAAAACACAAGAAUGACAAAAAGAAAGAGGCGAGUGAAGGCUGGGAGGUGUUCUGUGACUUCCAUGAAAUCACCCACAUCGGCAUCAAAGAAGCAACGGUCACCAUCUUCAGACAGGACAAGAGGAUGGAGUUGCAAAUGGCUUGUAGGAAUGAGGCUCUGUCCUUUGCAUCCCUUGUGGAUGGGUACUUCAGGCUGACAGUGGAUGCGCACCACUUCCUGUGCACAGAGGUGGCCCCUGCUUCGGUGGUGCAGAACAUCAAAAAUGACUGCCAUGGACCCAUCUGUACGGAAUAUGCCACCCACAAGCUGCGUCAGGAGGGCAACGAAGAGGGCACCUACAUCCUGCGCUGGAGCUGCACUGACUACCAGUACAUCAUCAUUACUGUGGUCUGCACUGAGCUCGACCGGAGGGAGUCUCGUCCUGUGAAGCAGUAUAAGAACUUCCAGAUUGAAAGAGUCUCUGAUGGGUUCCGUCUGUACGGCACUGAGACGUGUCGAGCCUCUCUUAGGGAGCUGCUGGAACACCUGAAGGGUCAAAGUCUUCGCACGGACAACCUCCACUUCCAGCUGCUGCGCUGCUGCCCUCCACAGCCUGGAGAGGUUUCUAACCUGCUGGUGGUCACUAAAGACAGAGCACUGGUGGCUCAUUCACCGAUGCAGGAUAGUCAGCUCAGCUUCCAUCGCAUUCUCAAGGAGGAGAUUGAACAGGAGGAGCACCUUGGCCUUGGCACAAGGACCAACAUCUACUCUGGCACACUGAGGGUGAAGAGUGAAGAGGAAGAGGAGGAUGCAGGUUACUCAUCCUUCCAGGAGGUGAAAGUGGUCCUGAAGGUGCUGGGUUCUGGACACAGGGACAUCUCCUUGGCCUUCUUCGAAACGGCCAGUAUGAUGCGACAGGUGUCCCACAAACACAUAGUGCUGCUGUAUGGAGUGUGUGUCCGCCACCAGGAGAAUAUCAUGGUUGAGGAGUUUGUCCAGCUAGGACCAUUGGACUUGUUUAUGAGGAGACAACAGAGCCCACUGAGCACACCUUGGAAGUUCCAGGUGGCCAAGCAGCUGGCUGCUGCUCUCAGUUACUUGGAGGAUAAAAAGCUGGUCCAUGGAUUUGUCUGUGCCAAAAACAUACUUCUGGCCAGGGACGGGCUAGGAACCGAUGAAGGAGGGCCCUUCAUCAAGCUCAGCGACCCUGGCAUUCCAAUCACAGUACUCACCAGAGAGGAAUGUGUGCAUCGUAUCCCAUGGAUCGCUCCGGAGUGUGUGAAGAGCGUGUCUGCCCUGAGUGUUGCAGCUGACAAGUGGGGCUUUGGUACCACCCUGUGGGAGAUCUGCUAUGAUGGAGAGGCCCCCCUCAAAGAGAAGAAGCUCACAGAGAAGGAGAGGUUUUAUGAAAAAGAGUGCCAACUGGCCACUCCAGACUGCAGAGAGCUGGCUGAACUGAUGACUGACUGCAUGAACUACGACCCCAAGAAGAGACCUUUCUUCAGGGCUAUUGUCAGAGACAUAGACCUCCUUGAAGAAAAGAACCCAUCUAUCAAACCCAAACCUACAGCAGAGGUGGACCCAACAGUUUUUGAAAAGAGAUUCCUGAGGAAGGUCCGAGAUCUGGGAGAGGGCCACUUUGGUAAGGUGGAGCUGUGUCGCUACGAUCCUCGGGGGGAUAAAACAGGUGAACUGGUGGCAGUGAAGUCACUAAAGCCUGAAAACCGUGAGGAGCAGAGCACCAACCUCUCGCGCGAGAUUGACAUCCUGAAAGCACUCUACCAUGAAAACAUUGUCAAAUACAAAGGCAUUUGUCAAGAGGAAGGUGGUCAGGCCAUUAAGCUGAUCAUGGAGUACGUUCCACUGGGUAGUCUGAAGGAAUAUCUACCCAGACACAAGAAAGAUACCAACCUCAGCACCCUGCUCAGCUACUGUGUCCAGAUAUGCAAGGGAAUGGACUAUCUGGGAUCGCAAAACUACAUCCACCGCGACCUGGCUGCCCGAAAUGUGCUGGUAGAGAACGAGAGGACGGUGAAGAUCGGAGAUUUCGGCCUCACCAAGAGCAUCAAGGACAACGAGGGAUAUUACACUGUCAAGGAUGAAAAUGACAGCCCUGUUUUCUGGUAUGCUCCGGAGUGCCUGACCCACUGCAAGUUCUACCUUGCUUCAGACGUUUGGUCCUUUGGAGUGACGAUGUACGAACUCAUCACCUACUGCGACUCCACCAAGAGCCCGAUGUCGCUCUUCCUCGGCAUGAUGGGUCGGACUCAAGGUCAGAUGACUGUCAUCCGACUGGUGAAGGUGUUGGGAGAAGGGAGGAGGUUGCCACGUCCUGACGGCUGCCCUGAGUCUGUAUAUGAGCUGAUGCGCAGAUGCUGGGAGCAAAUGCCUGAAAAGAGAAUCACAUUUAAGCGCCUGGUCGAGGAACUGACCAACAUGCAGCAGCAGGAGCCCCAACUGCAAAACGACCUGUAAACCUCAAACUGUUUGAGGCCCGAGGAGUGAAGAUAGCAAAGAUGGCAAAACUGACCCCAGAUCAGCAACUGCUUUGCACAGCUUCACAACACCGAGUGACAGUCCUGAAGGAUCAGAGUUUAGCGCAAAGACAUGUGCUUUAUUAUUCAGAUAUAAACCUUCCACAGCUUUGGUAUAAAGACUUUUAGCCCUAAUUACUCAUCAUUUUAGUCUGCCAUGUGUCUAAUAUUUUUACUUGAUACUCUCAUAUUUGUUAUUUUUCUUUUGACAUUUUCUCCUUUGCAUGUUUUUAAUGAGACGAGUCAGUCCUGUUGAAUCAUGCAACCGAAACCCAUGUUUAUUGUGACCUUAUAACUUACAAAGGACUUUCAAGUAUAUCUAACAUAUUUAGCCAUCUACGUUGCAAGAAACAUCAAACUCAUGUGGACUUAAGGCGCCCCAAAGGCCUUGUAAUUGAGUGGACCUAGUGGCCGAUGUCACUUUCAAUCACAGAGGCUUGAAAGAUGGAAACCGAGGUCGCUGAUGAAUCAUCUCAAGAAGUGCUUGGAUGGAUGAGAUGAAGAAGAUGAGACACGGGUAUUAACACAGAUGCUCAAGAUGUGGUCUUUGAAGCAGCUUUCUGUUUGUUUUGUGGACUCCUCUGCUGGGAAGAAAAUCACCUGAUUAAUUCUCCUGGAGCACCACAGAGUGAUCUGUGAAAAAUGUUUGAAUUUCCUGUUCAUCGUGUGCAGGUCAGCAAUGUUCCUCUUCUCUCUGUCUUUUACAGUUUGAGCAAUGCUUCAGUUGUUUAGGUCAUUUCUAGUUAAAAUGACAAACAUUGAUUGGUUUUAGCGUCUCGGCUGUGAGGAGAAUGGGACAGACAUUUUAAAGAUCAGUUAAUCAAGAAAAUAAUGACCUGAUUUAUCAAUAAUGAAAACAAAUAGAAUAGUUUCUCUGAGAAGGAGCUGCUUGAACAGGAACCAGGAAGUCACUUUUUUUUUCUUUUACGGAUCAUUGGCCCUCUUAUUAGUCAGCAGGAGGAAACGUUUUCUCACACAGGAAAAAAAAAAAAAAAAAAAAAUCACCUCUCUCUGACUGUAUCAGGCCCAGUUGUGAGAUCUGGUUGUGAUUGAGAUGGUUCUGCUUACAUGCCUGAAAAGAAAAUCACGUUUCAGCGCCUGUUCGGUGGGUUCAGGUCAUUAAAUAGCGUAAUGGAUCUUUGAAAAGGACCUGCAUGCGUCUGCUUAGUCGCACCGGAGCCCUGGAAUAUACAGUUAACACUUGUGUUAGUUGAAGAAUGAGAGCCUAAGUUCCUCUGAGAGACACUUGAGGGCAGUAUCACUUCACAUUUUCUCUUUACUGUUUUAUAGUUUUACUCUUCACUUCAAAUCUGUGAAAGCCAGAAAUACUUAAUUACUCGUCUAUAUAAUAUUGAUACAGUAUCGUGGAGAAAAAAAUGGUUAUGCUCAUAAUUGCAGAUCGGUUGAUGCAUCGCUGAUAACUCACAUGAGCAGUCACAUGGCAUUUUAUGCUUCAUUUGUUCAGAAAAUGAUUUCUUUUGAACUGUGUAUGCGCAUUUUAUUUGUACUGUUUUCUUUUUAAUCCUCCAAUAUGAAAAGAUAGUGUAUUUUAAGUUUGUAUGUGAAAUGGUUGGAUCAUUUGAGCAGAGGGGCUUUUUUUUUGUUUGUUUUGUUUUAAAUCCAUCAGUAGAUGUGAACCAUGCAGCCGUAAAAUCUCAGUGAGACCAGAAACGAUCCAUUCUGUUUGAUGGAAGUGUAUCGCUUUACUGUGAAUGCUGGCAGAAAAGGCAAAAAAAAAAAGGACUCAAAAAGACAAAAGUAGCUCCUCAGCCCACAUUUUAUUUA
This is a messenger RNA of Scatophagus argus, 5658 nucleotides long. RefSeq names its product Janus kinase 1 (gene jak1). NCBI's taxonomy places the organism in Eukaryota, Metazoa, Chordata, Actinopteri, Scatophagidae. Gene Ontology annotation, molecular function: cytokine receptor binding; ATP binding; non-membrane spanning protein tyrosine kinase activity. Gene Ontology annotation, biological process: cytokine-mediated signaling pathway; hemopoiesis; cell differentiation. Bases 281 to 3814 code for a protein of 1177 amino acids. Gene Ontology annotation, cellular component: cytoskeleton; cytosol; membrane. The record is from RefSeq and is a predicted model, not a curated record. The transcript is spliced from 25 exons.